This is a messenger RNA of Melospiza georgiana, 4238 nucleotides long. Its product is annotated as mitochondrial fission factor-like. The transcript is spliced from 7 exons. The coding region runs from base 1807 to 2634 and encodes 275 amino acids. Lineage: Eukaryota; Metazoa; Chordata; Aves; Passeriformes; Passerellidae. The record is from RefSeq and is a predicted model, not a curated record. Gene Ontology annotation, biological process: positive regulation of mitochondrial fission. Gene Ontology annotation, cellular component: mitochondrial outer membrane; peroxisome.
UCCUAAAGAAAAGGUUUUUCAUAAAAGAUGUCUGUGACACAGGGGUGCCCCCGAGCCGCAGGGCAGAGCUGGGAGCAAUCCCACUGCCCCCUCCAGCUCCUCACCCUGAACGGGGUGUGCUGCACCAGGCCUGCCUCGUUUGGGGUGUCCCGGGCUGGAGAGCGACACAGAGAGGGAGGUUGUGGAGUUUCCCUCCCCAGGGCAGGUUUUCCUGGCUUGCAGGACUUAAAGCCACUCUGGUUUAGUGAGCCGGAAAUUCCCUGUCGCUGCAAAUCCAAGGAGAAGUGCCAAAGCAGAGCUGAGCCUCUCCAGGAGAGUGGGGGGUGCUUGGCAAGAGCUCGAAAAAGCCCUAAAGAAAGUUAAAGGAGGAAAUCCAGCCACUUAAGCAUUUUGUUCUUAUGAGUUUUGACAGCUGAUUUUUUUUCUCCUCUUUCUUAAUAGCUCAGUCUCAGAGCCUGCUUCUCACCCCCUCCCAUCCCUCUGUUCCUUGGGAGCUGCAGUGGUUUCACAGGUGAUUAGAAAAUGAACAGCUCUGCCCUCUCCAGAUUUACUGUUAUUAAUAUAAGCUGGUUUCCCAGAGAACAGGCUGGGAAAGCAGCACAGGCUCCUCUGCAGCACCACAGAGUGAAAGGGAAUCCUGGUGCUCUCCAUGGCUCUGUACCCUGCCUGGGGUCUGAGGCAGGUUCCUCCUGUGGGGCUGACACAUCUGGGACCAUUCCAGGAGUUACUCUCCUGUUUCUGAGUAGGGGGUGCCUGCAAAAAUCCAGUUUCUUUGGGGUUUUGGGAGAAGAAAAAACAAUUUCUUUGGAGUUUUGGGAGUGUGUGUGUGUGUGUGUGUGUGAUGAGACCCCUGGGUUGGGGCUGGGCAAGGUGGUGGGAAUGGUGCGGGGCCCCCACUGUGUCCCCACAGUGCCUCCAGGACAGACCCAACACAGGACAGGGAUUCUGUCUGCAAGCAGGGAAUCACCACUGCUGCUGCUGGGCAAAUCUCUGUGAAAUUAAAAGGUUUUUAAUGGCAGAGGAGGAGGGAGCAGCACGAGGUGAGUGAUCACUGGAAGUGCUGGUUGUGGCAGUGCAGAGCUGGUUCUGCCACCCUCCUGUACCCAGAGUGUCAAGGCCUGGCAGCUGCAGGGGACAGGUCCCAUGGUCCUUCCCCAGGGAUUUCCUAAAGGGUUGCAGGGGACUGGGGAAGCUGAGGGAGUCCAAAGUGCCCUCUUAGGGUGGAGAAUUUUUUCUAGAAGCAAAGAAGGACCUUUUUGGGCACACUGAUCCCAGCCCUACAGAAAACAUUACUUCUGGAUGGAAGAUAAUUUUUCCCACUAGCACUGAGCUGUGUGCUGAGCCCUGUCCUUGCUGUCAGUUGAGACAGUGGGUGCUAAGCUCAUCCAUGGCUCCCAGGACACCUGCAGCCUUGUCCCUGUGGGACAUCCCCUUGUCCCAGGCCACUCCUGCAGGGUCUGUCUUUUGGCUGUUUCUGCCUGUGUUACAGCAUGGUGUGUUGUCCCUGUGCAGGUGUAGGAAGAGCUGUCUCUGUUGUCACUUUCAGAAGUGCUGCUCCCGUUGCCACUUUGCAGCUUUCUUUUCCUCUCUAUGAAACACCAGGACACCUGAGGACAUCUCCAAAGAUGUGUGAUGGAGCAGACCUCUCCUUAGGGGUAGAAACAAGCCAAGGCACAGACUCUCAUUUAAACAACAUGAAAAGGGGCCCUCUUUAUUCUUCUUCACAGCUCAGCCAUCCUGAGUGACUACAGCAAACUCCUGCUGUUGGCUUCUCCGACAGACUCUGCUGGCUGUUCCUGCUGGAGUAUGACUGCAAAUGUUUCCUUGAUGUGGCCGCUUUGGGGACUGGACCUGCACCGGGCACGCUGUGACCUGCUCUUCACAGAGGCCAUCAACCAGAGGAUGCAGGUUCCCCCCAGGCUGAAGGUGGCAGAGAGCUGCAGCCCUGGGGACAGGGACACAGUGGCAGAGGAUGUCCCUGCGUCCUUUAGGAUGUACAUCCCUGAGAGGAUUUCUCUGGCAGAGGUACCAGACACGGGUUUGAGGCCAGUGCUGCUGACCCAGCCAAGGAAGGUGCCCUCUGUGGUGGUGCAUGUGUCCCCAGAGCCCUGUGGGGACGUCCCUUUCCUGCCCCCAGCCAGCAGAGCCAGCGCCCAGCGACGCAAGCGAGCGGGCCACCACAGCAGCAGGACACGGAGGGACAGGACCCCGAGUGACAGUGCCCAGCUGGCCUUGCACAGCCCAGGACAGCACCACGAGGGGCCAGGCUCCUGUGCCCUGCCUGCUCCCAGUGCCCCACUGCCCCUCUGCACAGAAGCAGGCAGGAUCUACUCCAUGCAGAACAUCUUCCAGACCAUGUACCUGCUGGGCCAGGUGCUGUUCCAGCGUGUCCAGGACUCUCUGUGGGACCCAAGGCCGUGCAGCUCCCAGGAGCCCGUGCCAGCUGCAGAGAGCACCUCGGAGGAGGCGGGGGUGACCGAGGUGGCAGCAAUGAGAAGGCAGCUGGCCAGGAUCUCGGGGAGGCUGCAUGUGCUGGAGGAGCAGUGCCACGCCUGGAGGCAGAAGGAGGCCCUGGUGUACUCUGUGAUGAUCUCUGCUUGCCUCAUCAACACCUGGCUCUGGCUCAGAAGAUGACAGCCCGUGCCCAGCCUUCCCUGCUCACCUGGCAGGGUGGGUGAGGGCAGGCAGAGGAGCAUUUCUCAUGUACUUGCCAGCAGUGAAACUCUUUUUCUCUUGCCUAGGACUGCUUUCUGCACUGUGGGCCCUCAAGAGUGUGUGUCCUUCAGGCCUUGGUGACAGUGAGGGUGUGAGAAGCUGCUGUGAAGAGCUGAGGUCUCUGAAGAGCUGGUGGCUGGCACAGGAGGUGUCUGUCGGUGCAGGUGCCCUCAGGCUGCCAGAGGAGAUGCAAACCUGAGGAACUGAGUGUUUGUGGGUGUGGGGUCCUGUUACAGUCCCAGUCUGGUCACAUCCCACCUUGGAGAUCCCAACUCUGACCUCAUAAAGUUCUCAGCUAACUGCUGUGGUCUGUUCCUCACUGAGUGUUUCUAAACUUCUGCUGGGUUUCCUUUUCUUCCUUUUUCUUCCUUUGGUGGAGGAGGUGCUGCCAGUCUCCUGUGCCACAGACCCCCUUGCAGGAGUGGAGCUGCAGGGCCCAGGAGCUCCAUCCCUGCGGCCACAGCAGGUUUGCAGAUGUUCACAUGGGAGAGCCUUGCUGACAUCUGGGCUUAUCCAGGGGCUUGGCUCUUUCCCAGAGAGAUUUACAUGGGAAACCUCCCCAUGGUGACUCUGGAUUAUAAAACCUCAGAGCAACAGCAAUAGCACCAAACAGGGCAGGGAAAAUAGAUAUUUGUUAGGCUCCCCUGGCAGAGGGGAGUGGAGGAGUGUCUCUCCCGGGUCUUGCUGCCAAGCUGCAACUUCAGUGAUGGUGCAAGAGCAUGGGUGAGGGAAAUUCCUGACCCAGAUGCUCUUUAGCUGUGAACAAGCUCAGUUUAACAGCUUUUCUGUUUGUUCCCUUCUCCAGAGUUUAUUAACACUUGAUUCUGAGGUGACUUUGAGAUGUUUUUGGUGGCUCAUCCAGCACAUCUGCUGGAGGUGUGCACGCAGGCCCUGGGGGCAGGUUUUGGCAAGGCUUAACAGGACCUCUCUGUGUCACCUGUACCUAAUUAUAGCUGGAUCUACAUGUCAUCCAGAUGUCCCAAUAGCUUAUUUACAGACAUCAGAGCUCGGGUGUUUUCUGCUUGACACCGCACCAAGCGGCCGUGACUGCAAAUCUGGCAGCUGGACAGGGACUGAUGAAUAACUGAUAAAUAACUGUCCCCAGGAAAUUGCAGCUCUGAGCCUGGGGCUGAUUGCUGAGCUGGGGACAGUGCUGGGAUUCACUGCACACCAGAGCCAGGGUGGUGUACUGGGUGCUAUGGCAGGGGGAUGUGCUGGAUGGUGUCCUGUGGCAGGGUCACCAGGGGACCUUGCACAGCUGUUCUGGGUAAGGGGGUGUGAGUGGGGCCAGGAAAUGAGGGAAAUUGUCUGGUUUCUCUCCUUUGAGAGGUGUUAAUGUGUUGUGGAGGAAGCUUGUGUUUGGGGUUUAUUUUAGGGAUGACUUUGGGAAGGCACACCACCUUCAAAGUGUGGCUGGAAGGUGUUUGGAGAAGAGGUGGCCAAACUGGAUGUGUUCUCAUGGGCAGGUUGUGGAAAAUAUGACUUCUAUGUAAGACAUAAAUGCUGGUGUAAAUCUGGAAACA